Strongylocentrotus purpuratus (purple sea urchin) is the source of this 1042-nucleotide messenger RNA. Its product is annotated as retinol dehydrogenase 8. The coding region runs from base 97 to 948 and encodes 283 amino acids. Lineage: Eukaryota; Metazoa; Echinodermata; Echinoidea; Camarodonta; Strongylocentrotidae. The record is from RefSeq and is a predicted model, not a curated record. The transcript has 6 exons.
GACGUGUUUGCUUUAUAAAGCUGAUCGUACACCGACGGCUUUGAUUUACAGUCCAUUCUUGAAGCUGACCGUCGACGCAACAGCAUUCUGAACACCAUGGCCCCUCUUGUCGUACUCAUCUCCGGCUGUUCGACCGGUAUCGGUCUGGCCCUAGCCGUCAGGCUGGCCCAGGACCCAGACAAGAAGUACCUGGUCUAUGCCACCAUGAGGAAUCUGGCUAAGAAGAAAGGCCUCGAGAAGGCGGCGGACGAUGCCCUCGACAAGACGCUCUUCGUUCGGCAGCUCGACGUCACCGUCGAUGAUCAGGUCAAGAGCAUCUUCGAGUUCAUUAUGGGGAAACACGGGCGUGUCGACGUCCUGGUAAAUAACGCUGGUUUUGGUUUCUUCGGGGCGCUGGAGGCGAUGAGUAUGGAGAAAGCUAAGAAUAUGUUUGACACCAACUAUUUUGGCACGGUGCGGUUGAUACGAGCAGCGCUGCCUAUCAUGAAGAAACAGAAAUCUGGUCGCAUCGUGAAUAUCAGUAGCGUUGUUGGACAUCUUGCUUUGCCUUACAUGGAUAUGUACAAUGCGUCCAAGUUUGCGAUGGAGGGUCUUAGUGAAUCGUUACUGCCACAGCUUAAAAACUUUGGUAUAAGCAUCAGUACAGUCCAGCCAGGACCAGUGGCGACCAACUUUGGUGAAGCUUUGGCCGCGAACGCCGGCACAGAAGAAGACAACAAAGACGUUUCUGAAGAAACGGUGAAGCAAAUGACGGCAUUCCGACUCCUACUCCACAAGCCUGACCUGUUCGCCGCCCAGCAGACCGAACCGGUCAUCGACGUCAUUGUGGAGUGCGUCGAAGCGGAGAAACCGAAACUGCGGUACCCGACAAGCGAGAGUGUGCGGAGGUGGGUCGCCAAGAGAUACCGCGAAGAAGGGGUGACUGGCUUAGAAAGUUUGUUUGAAUGAGUUAGCGUGAAAGGAUGGUAGUGAAUGUGAGAGACAUUGUGGCAGCUCUAGGAACGACGGGCUGGGGUGGAGGGGGUGGGGGAUUAAAACUCGG